Colossoma macropomum (tambaqui) is the source of this 6965-nucleotide messenger RNA. Its product is annotated as zinc finger protein 501-like. The record is from RefSeq and is a predicted model, not a curated record. NCBI's taxonomy places the organism in Eukaryota, Metazoa, Chordata, Actinopteri, Characiformes, Serrasalmidae. Bases 219 to 1412 code for a protein of 397 amino acids. The transcript is spliced from 3 exons.
GAGAAGAAGAAACUCUGCUCAGUGGUCUACAGUGUUAUUAGAGAGAAACAGGAGCUGCUCUGUCGAAGAAAGAAAUGGUCUUUUGUUGCAAGUCUUUUCAUAUUUUUAGUGUCUACUGUACUACACAGUUCAAAUUACCUCCACAAACUCAUCAAGAAAUGACAAGAAGAGGAACGUGUCAUACUGCUGGAAUUAGGCAAGACUGAAUAUGUGAGAAUAUGCUCUCCACAAGUUCCAGUACUCAAACAUUCUCUGCUAGUCUCCAAACUAACCCGUCUCCCAGACGUGCGCAAAAAAUUACAGGCAAAGAGAGAACUCACCACUGCCUAGACUGUGGAAAGAGUUUUACUGAUAGACAUAAUCUCCAAAUACAUCAGCGCAUUCACACAGGAGAAAAACCUUAUCACUGCUUAGAAUGCGGGGAGAGUUUUAAUCAGCAGAGUAAUCUGCUCGUACAUCAGCGCAUUCACACAGGAGAGAAACCUUAUCAGUGCUCAGAGUGUGGGAAGAGUUUUACUAGACUGAGUAAUCUUCACCUACACCAGAGCAUUCACACAGGAGAGAAGCCAUAUCACUGUUCAGAAUGUGGGAAAAGGUUUAAUAAGCGGAAUCAUCUCCAAAGACACCAGCGCAUUCAUACAGGAGAGAAACCGUAUCACUGCUCAGACUGCGGGAAGAACUUCACAGUACAGAGUCAUCUCCAAACUCAUCAGCGCAUUCACACUGGAGAGAAACCGUAUUACUGUUCAGAUUGUGGGAGGAGUUUUAGAGAGAGUGGUACCCUCAAAAAACACCAGCGCACUCACACAGGAUUGAAACCAUAUCACUGUUCUGAGUGCGGGAGGAGUUUUACUAGACUGAGUUCUCUCCAAAUACACCAGCGCACUCACACGGGUGAGAAACCGUAUAAUUGCGCGGAAUGUGGGAGGAAUUUUACGAGACAGGGUCAUCUCCAACAACAUCAGCGCAUUCAUACAGGAGAGCAUUCAUUUCAAUGCUCAGAGUGUGGGAAGAGUUUUAAUCAACAGAGUACUUUCCAGAUACAUCAGCGCAAUCACACAGAAGAGAAACCGUAUUGCUGUCCAGACUGUGGAAAGAUCUUUACUAGGCAUAUUCAUCUCCAAAUACACCAGCGCAUUCACACGGGAGAGAAACACUAUCAUUGCUUGGACUGUGGAGAGAGUUUUAAUCAACAAAGUGAUCUGCAGUUACACCAGCGCAUUCACACGGGAGAGAAACACUAUCACUGCUUGGACUGUGGAGAGAGUUUUAAUCAACAAAGUGAUCUCCAACUACACCAGCGCAUUCACAUAGAAGAGAAACCGUAUUGCUGCUUAGAGUGUGGGAAGAUUUUUACUAGACAGAGUCAUUUCCAAUUACACCAGCGAUUUCAUCCAGGAAAUAAAUCAUAAUGCCACUCAGAGUCUGGGAGGAGCUACGGGCAUUUGAUAUUAAUUACAUGCCCUUCAAGAGGAAGGUGAAAACUUGUCAAAUCAGAAAACAUGAUUAUUUGCUGCUAACUGUACCUCCAAGCUACAAUUAUUCUUGUAUUCCACUACACUGUCUGGCCAAAAUAAAGUCACAUACUUAAAAACUUUUGUUUAGAUAAUGACUGCAGUAAUUAAUAUGUUAGAUUAAUUACUGCAGUCAUAUUAAUAUGUUUCUGCAAAGAUAUUAAUAUGUUUCAGCUGGCAGCAAUUCUUUUAACCCUAACUGAUGCAGUGAGUUGCUUUUCGUUUCUUAAACAACCAUGUCAGAAGAUUUAUCCCAUGGUCAUGGAAAAGAUGUUAUUUUGUUUCAGAAGUGUCAAAUUAGUGGCCUUCAUUCAGCAAAGAAAACAAUUAAGGAGUUUAAGUUACUGAAACUGCUGAACUGUCCAAUGUGUCAUUAAAAUCCAGAGGAUUUUAACUGCAGAAGAAAUGUGGUUGGAGAUCUCUUAAACGCUUGUUGUCGAAUCAUUAAAAAUCGACAGUACAACUCAUAGCUGUGUUUAAUAGUGAAGUAAGAGCAUUUGCACAUGCACAAUGCGACGAGAACUCACAGCUGUUUGGCCACAAGAAUACCACUUGUUAGUAAGGCUAAUUGGAAAAGGAGGCUUUGGUUUGCUAGGGAGCAUAAAGAUUUGACUGUGUGAUGACUCCAGAUUUACCCAAUUUAGAGUGAUGGGAAUGUCAGGGUAAGAAGAGAAGUUUAUGAAGCAGUACCUGCUGUACCAGCCUCUGGUGGUGGUGUAAUGAUCUGAGGUUGCUUCUGUUGAUCAAGUCUAGGCUCAGCAAUGUUAUUUGGCAAUAAAAUGAGGACAGCCGGCUAACUGAAUGUACUGAAUGUCCAGGUUAUCCCAUUGAUUGUUUUGUUUCUCCCUUGAUGGCACGGGCAUAUUCCAGAACAACAAUGAUUCAUCGGACUUAAAUUGUGAACGAGCUGUUCAGGAAGCAUGUGGAAUCAUUUUAAGUCCUGACCUUAACCUGAUUUAAAAAAUUCUGUGCUAAAGAAGACUUAGGGAGUGGUUUGACUUUCCCGUCAUCAAUACAAGAUCUCGACCAAAAAUUAAUGCAGAUCUGGAUGGAAAUAAACGUUGUGAAGUUGCAUAAGGUUGUUGAAAGUUGCAUCACAGCGAAGAUGCACUAUAAUCAUAGCUAAAGGCAGUCCGACUAAAUGUUAGAGUGUGUGACUUUUCUUUUUUGGCCAGGCAAUAUAUAUACAUAUUUUAAAAUACACUACAUGGCCGAAAGUAUGUAGACACCUGACAAACACACCUGCAUAAGCUUGUUGGACAUUCCAUCCCAAAAUCAUGGGCAUUAAUAUGGAGUCAUUAAUAUGGCCUGCCAGUGAAGUGUGACUCCUCACUUCAAGAAACACGGUUCCGCUGCUCUAGCGUCCAGUGGUGGCGUGCUUUACACCACUCCAGCAGACAGCUGGCGUUGCACAUAAUGAUCUUAAGCUUGUGAGCAGCUCAGCCAUGGAAACCCACCCAUUUCAUUAAGUUCUAGCACUUAGUUCUUGUGCUGAUAAUGAAGUAGGCUCUUUCCCAAAGCUCACUGUAUAGCAGUAUUAUAAAAUUUGUUGUAGUAAGCAUAUCCUUUAAAACAAAAGGGAACUCCAUUAAAAUGAAACUUUUAUUGUUUAAUUUUUUAUCUGCCCUGUGGAGAGGGGAAAGUUGAGAGCUGAAGAGACCUGGUUCACCUAUCAUCAGGAGGCGGUCUCAAUUAAUAUUCAAGCCUCCCACCAAGCACACCGUGUCUGAAUCAAGAAAAAAAGAAAAAUGCAACAACUCCUUAGCCAUCCAAGCAAUCGGAGUUGAAGAGUAGCUGAUAUCUGCUUUUAAAGCUGAAGUUUCUUCUUUUGAAAAGCAGUCAAGAGCCACAAGUCAGCGUCACAACAAACUCUGUUGUGACACAAGAUUCGAAAAGAGUCGUGUUUGCAACGUCAGUCUGAUGUCAGUGAUUUUGAUGUGUGGUAUGUGAAUCAACAGCCUGCCUUGUCCUCUUCACUUCAUCACAUUGGUCUUCAUCUGGUGGUGACAAGGGGAAGAGAGAAGAAGAGAAAUAUCAACAAGUUACUGGGUUCUAGCAAGUACUAGAAACCUCUCCUCAGUAACCUCCACAAGUCUGUUCAACACAGCGUAGAGUUGUAAACAGACCAGAAGAUCACAUACUAAAGAAGUUCUUACACACACACACACACACACACACACACACACUCAUACACUCCUGAUCUGUUGAUAUAUCACCAUGUUUAGACUGUGUGAUUUUCCAGUGUUGUAGUGUUGUCUGUAGUAGUAGGUGGUCUCUAAGGCAUCCCAAGCCUAAUAUGUAUACAUGCACCAGGAACAUACUUUUUCCAUAGACUUUGCUAUAAUUAACGAAUCUGAAACUGGUCUGAAAGUGUAUGAGUGUGGAAGCAAAAAAUGCAACUCUAAACUUUAAGUCUGAAAGUUGAAACUUUAAAAGUAUUAAUGGAUAAGAAAAUAUAAAUACAUCUAGGAUCUGAGAACUGAUUUGUUCUACCGUUGUUCUAAUGUGUUUGUGAGUGUGAUUGUAACUUUCAGACCCAGAUUUUUCAUAACUUCACUGCAACAUUUAAAAUUUUGGUUUUAGAAAAUUUAGGUUAGAGGUUCUUAUCUGUGCAGUCCAACGAAGGAGACACAAAAAGACCACUGCAGCCACCUAAUGGAGUUGUGAGAUAACUGAAAUUCUGGGGGAGGAACAUGCCUGAAACCCCUACUCCUUCCUAACACCAUGUAAAUUCCCUGUGAUGGAGUUCUCACAGUCGGCCACGGGAGCCAGUUCUGCUACAAGCCACUCUGCCACAGACCUCGACUCUUCUGAGUUUGGACAUCUGCCUGCUCCUUCUGCCUAUCAUCAUGCCCAUCAACUCCCAUACGCAGCUGCUGCCUUCUGACAGCCAUCCCUACUCCAGGAGGUUAUAUUCUGCUUUUCUCUCAUCUAACCUCUACCUUUCCCUGCCAUGUUUAGCACUAUCUUCACAAUCUGGUGUUGAUCAGAGGAGGAUAGGCUCUCCUGCUGAGUCCUGAUUUCUCUCAAGGUUUCUUCCUCAUGCCUCUGCAAGUAUUCCCUUGCUUUUGUCGCCGUUAGCUCAUCAGAGGUUCACACCCGGAUGUCUGUUAUGCAGCUUGCAAUCAUGUUGCCAUCAGGAUAUUACAAUGAAUCAAAUUCUUCUGCUCCAUCUUUUCUCUCAUCUUACAAGCUUAAAGCAGCACACUACUUACUCUGAGUGCCAUACAAAGGGUCAACUUAAGUAACUUUUUUGCCUAGGCUAAACUCCUCCACCAAACCAUACAAAGCCUAGUGUGCUACUCUUAACUCAGAUAUCCAAAUGCUCCACCAUCUGACCAACCCCUCGUUCCCAUAUCCCACUGGCAUACACUCACACCAAGUUCUCCAUCCAAGUGGCUACAUUUUUUGUCAUCGCUUAAAAGUUAGUUCUUUCAAGACAGAACCCUGUCUUUCUCAUCAUAUGAAGGUCCAUUGAGAAGGUCCAUUGAGCAGGUCCCUUUGAGUGGCAGACCAUGCCUGAAACUCACACACACUUUCUAAACCGCUUAUCCUUCUGGGUCGUGGGAGGGUGCUGGACCCUAUCCCAGCUGUUAUUGGGCGGAAGGCAGGAUACACCCUGGACAGGUUGCCAGUCCAUCGCAGGGCAGACAGACAGACCUAUACAUCCACACACAUAAUCGCACACACAUUCACACCUCGGAGCAAUUUAGCAUGUCCAAUUGGACAUGCCUGACUGCACGACUGUGGGAGGAAACUGGAGGAAACCCACACAGACACUGGGAGAACGUGCAAACUCCACACAGAAAGGACCCUGGUCGCCCGGCCGGGAAUCAAACCCGAGGCGAGGCGACAGCACUACCCACUGCGCUACUGUGCCACCCUGACACAACUCCUCCUUCCAAUUUAAUGCCCUAUAAAUUCCCAUCCUUACUUUCGUUUUCCAUGACAAAGUUCUCCUAAGCGCCACCAUCACAUCUCUUCCCUGUUACUCAGUCCUGUGUCAGUCCUACCACAGACCAUGAAGAAACCACCCAGAACUCCAACCCAAGUUCUCAAAGUUGUCUCCUAUUCUUCAAUUCGUCUUCCCUCAUGCUGUCCUUGAAGGCAUGGUCUGAACUCACAAAAAGGCCACAAAGCACAGAAUGUAUAGCAGAGAAGCACAGAAAACUAUCAAGCUUAAAGCCAUUUUAGAUUCUACUUUUACACGCUGUCAUUUAAUGAAUUUAUUGGUGAAUUAAGUUUUCAAAAACUCAUUUCUGAGCUAUAUGAUACAAGAUGAAGUAAGUUAUGUGACUAGGCUACUAAUGUUAGUUGAGGUAAUUGUUGAGUUUUUGGAUGCUGCUUGUCACCCACCUGACAUGUCCAGGGUUGGAUAGCCUUAAGUGUCCAUUGUGAAACUUCUUCCAAAAGAUAAAUGAAAUUAAGUACACUGUAAACAAAACUGUGGGGUUUCUUUGAAUAAUGCCUUACAAUUUAAAUGCCAAAUUUUAUGCACACUCCUGGUCUCUAUUCUUGUCCAAGGUCCCACCUAGUCAUGCAAGACUAGGUGAAGUAAAGAUCCUUGAUUUGCAUAUAGAAGGAGUUUUUGAUUGAUUUUGAUUGAAGAUGAUUUUCUUUCAAAUCAACAGGAAGUGUGGCCAUUGGUAUUGGAUGUUCUUUUUACAUAUGUGAUCUACAGAAUUCUAUCUACUUGGAGUGGAUGGUUUGAUUGGUUGGUCUCCUGUUCAGGAGAGAUAGGUAAACUUCUUGUAAAGUACAUAAUUAUUGGGGUUUGGGUCUGAUCCUUUUUGUUCUGACAACUGUAACAGUGCAAUACAGUGUAAAAUGUCUGUUGCAACAGUUACCGCUUAUAUGCUGCAACUCUAAAUGAAAGUGGUUGUAGUUGUCAGGUAAGACAUUUAUUACUAUUAUAAUAUUAUUAUUAUUAUUAUUAUUAUUUCAUAUACACACUUAGUUUAAUUAUUAUUAAUAUUUCAGAAGCAUGAAUGCUCAGCAGGAAUUUAUUCAGUCUUAUUUACCAAUUUAAAAUAGCUUUUAUUAAUCAGUUUUAUUCUUUGUCACAUUUUUUUAUUAAUAGUAGUAACUGCUCAUUGCAAAGUGCCUUCCAAAGUUACUAGAUCUUUGGAUGUACCUUCAGCCUAUUUAUUUGAUGCAGUAGAUUUGUUAUUGAUAUCUGUGCUAUUCAUUAUUUAUUGUUUUGUUUUAUUCUUUUAUUUAAUUUAUUUAAUGAAUACAGGUGCAACUGUUGGAAAAUCGUUCAAUUCUGUUAAUUUUCUUAGUGUUGCCUGGUCAUGACCAUUACAGGGUGUAAUUUCACUGGUUUGUUCAUUAUUGACAUUCCUAAAAAAUCUAAACCCAUCACUGCUCCUUUACACCAAGGCUUUGUUCUAUACCCCCUGAAAGAUUGACCAGGUCUGCCAUACUAAAAGCAAACAGGAUUUUCUAAUA